Molecule: messenger RNA, 780 nt
Organism: Penicillium griseofulvum
Lineage: Eukaryota; Fungi; Ascomycota; Eurotiomycetes; Eurotiales; Aspergillaceae
Product: ankyrin repeat domain-containing protein
Exons: 2
Coding region: 1-780 (259 amino acids)
Biological process (GO): protein localization to ciliary inversin compartment
Cellular component (GO): ciliary inversin compartment
Molecular function (GO): protein binding
Source: RefSeq, a predicted model, not a curated record
AUGUCUGCUUGUCACAUCCCCGUGCAGGAUUAUAUGAGCGGUGUUGUAACCCCACCUCCGAUUCCAGCAAAGACGCUCUUGUUAGUCCAUCAGCUACCGGAACUAGGUGAUCAUGAGUUACGAGAAUUCUUUGAUCGCGCCGUCCGCGAUGGCUGUGAAAUCCAUCAUUUCUAUAAGGCUAUGCUUGAUGCUAUCAGGUCAAACAGGGUGUAUCUCGUAAAAGAGCUACUCCGAUGUAAAAUACCUGUCUCGCGGAUGUAUAUCCUCGAAGCUGUCAAGGCAAAGGCAAAAGAUAUCAUAACGGCUUUCUUCGAUAACGGCUGGGACGUUAAUAAGCCAUUGAGUAUCAUGGAACCGCCUAUGCUUGCCAACGCUCUCGAGGACCUAGAAAUGACAACAUGGCUCCUUGAUUGUGGCGCGGAUCCUAAUAGGCGAUGUCAUAUCGAUAACACCCCGCUUUCCUAUGCUGUCAGAUCUGCCGAUUUGGCAACCGUUGAUCUUCUCCUACGACGUGGUGGUGAUGUGAGAAUGGGCCAGCUUAUACACAAUGCGAUUUAUCGAGAGUUUGACAACGACACCCUCAAAAUUAUCGAAAUCCUUAUUAAUCAGGGUGCUUCUUUAGAUUCUCUGAUGUAUGAAGACCAUGAAUAUUCUCGGAAUAUGUUUCCUUUCAUGAUGGAAACCCCUCUACAAACGGCAGUGGCUCUUAAAAGAGAUGCGGUUAUUCGUUAUCUGAUUCACAAAGGUGCAAGUGUGAAAAUCGAAGAUCAUAGGGGUUAA